Messenger RNA from Purpureocillium takamizusanense, 1650 nucleotides. RefSeq lists its product as uncharacterized. The coding region runs from base 1 to 1650 and encodes 549 amino acids. Gene Ontology annotation, molecular function: cysteine synthase activity; cystathionine beta-synthase activity. The record is from RefSeq and is a predicted model, not a curated record. NCBI's taxonomy places the organism in Eukaryota, Fungi, Ascomycota, Sordariomycetes, Hypocreales, Ophiocordycipitaceae. Gene Ontology annotation, cellular component: cytoplasm. The transcript is spliced from 7 exons.
AUGGCAAAAGAAAACAACCUCAAUGUCUACAAGGGCCCUAACUCGCUCAGAAAUUACUUCGAUCCGGACUCGUCACCACCCUUGCCGUUGGUAGAGGUCCCAGACUGCCUCAACCCCUACCGCCGAGAUGGAAUCCGCAUCUACGCAAAGAUGAUGUCCAUGCAUCCUGCCAACAACGUCAAGUGCAUGCCAGCUCUGAAUCUUCUAAGUAACAGCAUCGUUCCCGGCAAGACUGAGACAGUGGUCGAAUAUAGCUCCGGCUCGACUGUCUUGUCAAUGUCACUGAUUGCCCGCGCACUCUAUGGCCUGCCGGAUGUACGGGCGUUUUUGAGCAACAAGACGAGUCUUGCCAAGAUUCGGCUUAUGCAGCUGUUUGGCAUCAACAUCACUUUGUUCGGAGGGCCCUCGCAGCCAGAACCACUGGAUGAACGAGGCGGCAUCAGGGCCGCACAGCGGAUGGCCUUGGAGUCGGAUACCGUCAUCAACCCAGAUCAAUAUGGGAAUGACAACAACUGGAAAGCGCACGUCAAAUGGACGGGACCGCAGAUCCUGAAGCAGCUGCCUGAGAUUAAUGUCAUAUGCGCGGGAAUGGGCACCUCUGGAACCAUGACUGGACUGGGCACGUUCUUCAAGGAGGCCAAGCCCUCGGUCUACCGCCUUGGUGUAUGCACGGCUCCAGGAGAUCGAGUCCCCGGCCCUCGCUCCUAUGCCCUUCUUGCCCCCGUUGAGUUCCCUUGGCGCACGGCCGUCGACCACAUCGAAGAAGUCGGCUCGCACGAGUCCUACUCUCUGUCCCUUGAGCUGAUUCGCAACGGUCUCGUCUGUGGGCCGUCAUCGGGCUUCAACCUCCAGGGCCUGUACCAGCUCAUCGAAAAGCGCAAGGCCGACGGCACGUUGGCCGAGCUGGCUGGCCCAGACGGCGAGAUUCACUGCGCAUUCCUUUGCUGCGAUCUUCCGUAUCAGUAUGUCAAUGAGUACUUUGACAAGCUGGGCGACGAGUAUUUUGCGCCCAUCAACAACCAAGAACUUCUCGGAGUCGACUCGUAUCGAUAUGACGAGAAGUGGGAGCGCGAUGCCACCGAUGCUCUCAACGACUUCUUCGGAGUCGAUCAGUCAAAGAUUGGCGACGUCCUUCGUCUCGCCCUGGAAAUCGCCACAGGCGACAGCACUACGGAGCUCGAAGGCCUCAUCCAGCGCAAACCUGACACUGCUGUUCUUGACCUACGUCGAGCCGCUGACUUUGCGCAAUUCCGUCUCCCUGGCUCCGUCAGCGUGCCCCUCGUGCAGCCCGAAAGCGCAAGUCCGUUUUUCGAUUCUGACGUCCUCCGAGUCCUAUGGCAGCGCCUUGAGGACACGUUCGCGUCACCCCCCAAAGACCUGCAGCAGGCCAUACUCGGAAAGCGCAUUCUGGUGCUGUGCUACGACGGAGACAGCGCUCGCGUGGCGACGAGUGUGCUGCGCGCAAAGGGCUAUCAGGCAGACAGCAUACGCGGAGGGUUCAAGGCGCUGGGCGAGAUGCGCGCAGAGGCACCCGCGCAAACAGCCGACCAGCAAGAUACUCUAUGGUUGAAGUUGAGCUGCGACUCCGCGCCGUCGCAGCCUAGCCACAUUGCCGUCACGGUCAAUGCCGUCGAGUCAGCGUCUGGCUGA